Messenger RNA from Lontra canadensis (Northern American river otter), 1019 nucleotides. RefSeq names its product testis expressed 53 (gene TEX53). Bases 563 to 967 code for a protein of 134 amino acids. The transcript has 5 exons. The record is from RefSeq and is a predicted model, not a curated record. NCBI's taxonomy places the organism in Eukaryota, Metazoa, Chordata, Mammalia, Carnivora, Mustelidae.
AACACUUACCACGUGCCAGACACUGAGCUAAGCUCGUCACACCUUUACACCACCCAAUCCUCACACAACAUUCUGCGGUAGGUUUUACCAUCCCCAUUUUACAGAUAGGAAAGCUGAGGUUCAAGGAGGUUAAAUUGCUCUAAAUGACCCAGCAAGGUGAGGCAAGAAUUACAUUCCAACUAAUCUCAGUAAUAAAAUGUAUGCUCUUAACUGCUACACUGCUCUGCCGAGCUUCAGGGGAGCCUUUCCCCUUAAAAGCCACCUGCUAUCAACUCUCCGGGAAGGAGAUGGUAUUUCUGAACAUCUCUCUGCCCCUGGAAGUGCCAAGGCACUUUCAUGGGGCUCCGUUCCACCAUCUGAAAAGAUUUUUUUCAGGGGAGGAUCAGAGAAGGACUUCAACUUUGAUUCUAUGAUCUGCCACGGGGAGACUUCGAGCAGAGGUGAGACAUGACAUGACUUACAUCCUAAGAGAAUACUGCCAUGCUGACACUAAUGAAGACCAAGGCGGAAGAAGCGGGGACACCCGUCAGGAGGCCAUUGCAAUGACCCAGCCCAUCAAGACAUGGCGUCAAAGAUCUUCUGCUGUUGCUGCCAGACCAGCGAGGAGUCCUCUACUACUAUUGUCUCACAUAGUACAAGAAUAUCCCAGCAGCCUCAGCCACGGACCUUCAGUAGGUCCUGGGAGGGGACGUGUGGUAGCAGGCGAGAACACCGGACUUCCCUCACCGGGCUUCGGUCUCCCCAGCCACCCCCUGCUGGGACACAUCAGAUUUCUUUCAUCCCCACGUGGGAUGUGACCCAGACUGUUCAUCUACCUGUAACCCAAAGCCUUUACCGAGGAUCAACCUUUUCCUUCCCCCUUUCAGAUCUGAACACGAAUCCUCACAAGAAUGGUCUCCAAAAGAGAUACGUACAGCACCCCACCAACAAGUGGAUGCUGAAAGCGUGCAAUCUCAGGAGACCCUGAGGUUUCUAGAAGGCGGCCCCCAUGCUGUGCAGCUGCCUGAGCGGCUCCUCCG